AUCAUUGUGAGAUCCGGACACACCGUGGCCCCGCAUCCCUGGACAAUCCUGGUCCCUCUCUCUUAGCCCCACGAUCCGAUCCAGGGCCCCGGGGAAUUUGAGGGAAGAACGUGGCGUCAUUUCCGUGGCGCAUGCGCGUCGCUAGGACCGUGCUGGACGGUUCUUUCAGAAUCGUGAUUUGGUUUUAUAUCACCUGCAUAUGUCGUGAAAUCUGUUGUUUUUGUGGCAGCAGUAGCAAGCAAUAUAUUUACAAACGAAUUACAGAGAUGAAGAAGUAUCUCAUCCCAGCUGGGAAAGUGCCUUGUGUCUGAAAUGAAGUUUUCUCUUUGAAAUCCAAUGGAACCGGGGUGCAGAGAACACACCAGUAUUUGUUGAUUUGUCCUGUCUGCGGGAAAUGAUUCACUCUGUCAUCCAAGCUUAUGAUAUGACAGAAAACUCACAGCAGUGAGGGGCUAUUCACUUGCUCUGUCUAUUGCAAGAGGUUCACUUAGUCAAUCUGCAGAGUUUCCAGUGUGUUCACAGGGGACAAAAACUGUUCCUUGUGUGGGAAGAGAUUCACUUGAUCCUCUGAUCUGCUGACGCAUGUGCAAGCCUCACUGUGGAGAGACUGUUCAUCUGUUCAGACUUUGGAAGUGAUUCACUCAGUCAUCCCAUCCACACAUACACCAGUGGGUACGUACGAGAGUGGCUGUUCACCAGCUCAGUCUGUGGGAUUCACUCAGUCAUCUCAUCUGAAGGUACAUCAUCGAGUUCACACUGGGGAAAUGCUGUUCACCUGCUCAGAUUGUGGGAAAGCAUUCAAUCGAUCAUCUGACCUACUGGCACACCAAUCAGUCCACACUGGGGAUUGGACAUUCACAUGCUCAGACUGUGGGAAGGGAUUCACUCGGUUAUCUCAAUUGAAGGUACAUCAGCGAGUUCACACUGGGGAGAGGCCAUUCACUUGCUCAGAUUGUGGGAAGGGGUUCACUCAGUUAUCUAACCUACUGGCACACCAUCAAGUUCACAAUGGGAUGAAACCAUUCACGUGCUCAGACUGUGGAAAGGGAUUCACUCAGUUAUCUAACCUACUGGCACACCAGCGAGUUCACACUGGGGAGAAACCAUUCACCUGCUCACAUUGUGGGAAGGGAUUCAGUCGCUCAUUUCACUUGGAGGUGCAUCAGCGAGUUCACACUGGGGAGAGGCCGUUCACCUGCUCAGACUGUGGGAAGGGAUUUAGUCACUCAUCUGACUUGAAGCAACAUCAGCGAGUUCACACUGGAGAAAGGCCGUUCACCUGCUCUGAAUGUGGGAAGGGAUUUUCUUGGUCAUGCAAUCUUGUGGCGCACUAUCAAGUGCACACUGGGGAGAAGCCAUUUACCUGCUCUGAAUGUGGGAAGGGUUUUAAUCGAUCAUCUCAAUUGAAGGUUCAUCAGCGAAUUCACACUGGGGAGAAACCAUUCACCUGUUCCGACUGUGGGAAGGGAUUCACUCAGUUAUCUAACUUACGGGCACAUCAACGAGUUCACACCGGGGAGAAACCAUUCACAUGCCCAGACUGUGGGAAGGCAUUUAGUCGAUCAUCUGACCUGAAGCAACAUUUGCGAGUUCACACUGGGGAGAGGCCGUUCACCUGUUCUGAAUGUGGAAAGGGAUUCACUCAGUUAUCUAACCUACUAGCACACCAGCGAGUUCACACUGGGGAGAAACCAUUCACCUGCUCAGAUUGUGGGAAGGGAUUCAGUCACUCAUCUCACCUGAAGGAACAUCAGCGAGUUCACACUGGAGAGAGACCAUUCAUCUGCUAUGACUGUGGGAAGGGAUUCACUCAGUUAUCUAAUUUGCUGGUGCACCAGCGAGUUCACACUGGGGAGAAACCAUUCACCUGUUCACAUUGUGGGAAGGCAUUUACUCGAUCAUCUGACCUGAAGCAACAUCUGCGAGUACACACUGGGGAGAGACCGUUUAUUUGUUCAGACUGUGGGAAGGGAUUCGGUCGACCAGCUAACUUGAAGCAACAUCUGCGGGUUCACACUGGAGAGAGGCCAUUCACCUGCUCUGAAUGUGGGAAGGGAUUUUCUCAGUCAUGCAACCUUGUGGCGCACUAUCAAGUUCACACUGUGGAGAGGCCGUUCACCUGCUCUGAAUGUGGGAAGGGGUUCAAUCAUUCAUCCAACCUUCGGAAGCACUACGGACUCCACACUGGGGAGAAAAUUUAAAUCUGCAUGCUGGUUCACAGUUACCAAAUCCAGAGGCAAGUUGACAAGUGACUGACUGUUGGUGUCAAACUCUCUAAUUAUUGCUGCUGUGCACCACACCCAGUUCUGCACCCUGGUCACUGGGACUGGGAAGAGUUUCUUCUGCUGAUACUCACAUUUAAUAGGACUGGAGUUUAAUAUUCUGGAUCUGUGACAAAUAAAUCAGUUUUAUUUUAAA
Molecule: messenger RNA, 2418 nt
Organism: Hypanus sabinus (Atlantic stingray)
Lineage: Eukaryota; Metazoa; Chordata; Chondrichthyes; Myliobatiformes; Dasyatidae
Product: zinc finger protein 229-like
Exons: 2
Coding region: 765-2201 (478 amino acids)
Biological process (GO): regulation of transcription by RNA polymerase II
Cellular component (GO): nucleus
Molecular function (GO): DNA-binding transcription factor activity, RNA polymerase II-specific; RNA polymerase II transcription regulatory region sequence-specific DNA binding
Source: RefSeq, a predicted model, not a curated record